Paramecium octaurelia is the source of this 795-nucleotide messenger RNA. The record is from the annotation of a GenBank genome assembly. NCBI's taxonomy places the organism in Eukaryota, Ciliophora, Oligohymenophorea, Peniculida, Parameciidae.
AAUGCAGAGAAUGCCCUAGGAAUCAUUUAAUUCUCCUUCUUCGUCUCGCAUCUCAAAUGAAGACCUAAAAUAAAGUGACACAUUAGAAUCAUUUAGUAACUCGUUACUCAACAAUGAUAUGGAAUGCAAUUCCACUCCAAAAGUAAACAUAUGGCUUUAAAUAGGUUAAAAAAUAUUCAAAUGUUUCUAUCAAAAAGAAGAUCAAUAAAGAAUUAGAAUUAAAUAAUAAACAUAAUAGUGGUCAUUGGACACCAGAAGAACAUUAGACAUAUGUAGAAUUUCUUGAAAAACAUCAUGAUACAACUAUGUAAAAUCAAUAAAAUAGAAAAAAUAAUAAAAUCUUCAAAUUAAUGUCUGAAAUAAUUGGAACUCGUUCUCCUUCUUAAUGCAGGUACAAUCAUGCAGAUUAUUAAUAAUUAGAUCUCAUCAUUAAAAGUUUAACCCAUACACACCAGCUGGUUAGAGAAGAUUAAAGAAAAACAAAAAAAAAUGGAGUAUCAAUUAUUAAUUAUAUAAUACUAGAUACUGAAACCCAAAUUUAAUUGAACGAUACCAACUAAUUUAUACAGUAUUUUACUCCAGAACUAAGACCUAAUCAAGGUUUUAUUAAUAAUUGACCUUAGAACUUCUUCCCAUUAUUUAAGAUCAAGAUGAAUAAUAAGAUUAUCUUUGUGAAGAAUCCUAAAGACUCAGAAUUCGCAGAUAUUCACUUGAUAAUCUUGAUGAAAGUUACCAUUUCAAUAAUCCUCAUAACACCUAAUUGUUUAAUGAGUUUUGUUAUGAUUGAUAAUAACA